AGAUUUUUUCGAGUGACAUUAAUAAUUUUUUUUUGAAAACAAAAUUAUCACUUUUUAGAAUGGAUGAAAAAGAAAAAAAAAGAUGAAAUUUUUAAGGGACUCACCCGAAACCUAUCACUUUCACCUUUGGGAACUUGGAAGCAAAUCAAGCAACUGCAGUAUCCCAAAUCCCAAUCAUCAAAUCGAGGGUUUCGACAUUCGAAAUUCUUUUUCCCUCUUUUUUACCUUCUAUUUUUUGUUUCCUCAAACGCUAUUGACUGGAUUCAAUUAGAUUAGAUUCAACAAUAAAUAUGAAAUGUCCGACGGAUGAAGGCCGCAGCGGCGGCGAAUUGGGCGCCAGCGGGUGUUCGACGUCGUUCGAGGCGGCGGGAGGUCGACAGAGGUUCACGGUUGAGUUGAGACCCGGGGAGACAACAAUCGUAUCGUGGAAGAAGCUUCUAAAGGAGACAACUUUCCGUCAGCCCAAAAACAAUGGGCCUGCCAGCCAUGUCCCGAGCUCAUCCGAACCUGCAGCUGAGCUCCAACCACCUCUUCCCCAGCCCCAUAAUCAGUCCUCCGAUAAUCUCUUCCCACAGAAACAACCUGAUGCAAAGGAAGCUAAGGACCCUCCCCCUGGAAACCGUUUAAAUGCUGUAAUAGAGAAGAUAGAGCGCUUAUACGUGGGCAAGCAAAGUGAUGAUGAAGAAGAUCUUGAUGAUGUUCCCGAUGAAGAUGAGUAUGACACGGAUGACUCUUUCAUAGAUGACACUGAGCUGGAUGAUUAUUUUCAGGUUGAUGACUCAGCUAUAAAACAUGAUGGGUUCUUUGUCAAUCGUGGGAAAUUAGAACGGAUUGAACCUACAGUACAACAAAAUCAACAGCCAAAUAAGCGUAGAAAGAAAGAUCAAACCAAAGGUCUGUCUUUGAGUGAUGAUGGAGUUAAUACAAACAAGCAUGCUAAAGUAGGAAAGAAGGCUAGGAAACUCUUACCAAAUGCUGCUGGAGCAUCUAAUCACUCUCAUGGUGUGGUCUUGCCAACUCUGUGUGUCGAGAAGACUAAUGUAAAAAGUCAAGAUGCAAAUCUAGAUCUGCAGAAUUCAGAAGGACACCUUUCAAGAAAAGUUGUUGACAAAUUGAAAGAAGGUUUUGAAACGUCUAACAAGAGGUUAAAUGAUAAAAUUUCAUUCCCACAUGAAAAAGCUUCGGGAAAAUAUGCCAUUAUUUCCAACGGGUUAGAUCAGUCUCUCUACAGGGGAGAAAAAAGUGGAAUUGAUGAAAGGCUAACCAUGAUAAGUGUUCCUGAUGGGAAGAAGUCUACACAAAGUGCGAAAAAGGAUGGUGGAUCUAAUGUGAGAUCAAAGAUUUCAGCGCUUGAGAAGGCCAUUAGAGACUUGGAGAAGAUUGUCACAGAGUUAAGGCCACCUAUGGUUGAAGUUCAAGAUGGUGAUAAUGCGUCUCAAUCUAUCAAAAGGAGACUACCGUUAGAAAUAAAGCAAAAACUGGCAAAAGUCGCUAGAUAUGCGCAGGCAAGCCAUGGAAAAGUAUCUAAAGAGUUAUUAAAUCGUCUAAUGAGCAUUGUUGGCCACUUGAUACAGCUCCGGACAUUAAAGAGAAAUUUGAAGAUAAUGAUUCUUACGGGUUUAUCUGCAAAGCAGGAGAAAGAUAACCAGGUGCUACAAAUUAAAAAGGAAGUUGCAGAGAUGGUAAAGAUUCGAAUCCCGCUUAUGAAAUCGAAGGCAAUUGAACAACAAGCUGGAACUUCUGAUGAUUUUCAAGCAAUUGCACCUGAAGAAAAAGAAGCUUUUAAACGAAAAUAUUGCAUGGAUAAUGUGCUAGAAGACAAAAUAUGUGAUCUGUAUGAUCUCUAUGUCGAGGGACUGGAAGAAGAUGCUGGCCCGCAGGUCAGGAAGCUUUAUGCAGAGCUUGCUGCAUAUUGGCCGAAUGGAUUCAUGGACAACCAUGGGAUCAAACGAGCUAUUUGCAGAGCAAAAGACAGGAAGAAGUCAUUACACAACCGACAUAAGAUUCAAGAAAAAGUAAGAAAGAACAAGAUGUCGGGUCAAAAGGAAGAAGAUGCUUUGAGAGUUGACACUACUACUGCUGCUGUUGCUGCUGCUACUACAACUACUACAAUGCUUUUUGGUCAACCAGUGCAGAAUCAAGAGAAGUCAGCAGUUGAUGCAAAAGAUCACAGUUUGACUGCAACAAAUAAGCCAACCGUGCCGAGUGUUGCAUCAGUAACUUCUGCCAUACAGGCGAUGCCUAUUUCCUCUCAGGGUGGCAUUGUUUUGGGUCGACCAAUACCCGAUAAAGCAAAAGGAACUAGUGAUAGGCAUAUUGCACCUGAUGGGUUGAAAAAAAAGAAAAUGAAGAGGAAAAUGGAAUCAGAGUUGAUAGUUGAUCGCCCAGAGAACCGAUAUCAGGAGCCGAAAGUCAUUCCUCCCCCUCCAAAACCAAUUCCAAAACCCAUUCCCAAACCCAUGAUCGAGUUAAAUGGCCCCCCAAGCUUUGAAGAAGAAGCAUGAAUAUAUUUUAGCAAGAUUCAAUCUCAAAAUAUCUUUGCUUAAGCUUCUCUUCCAUUUGGCCAGCUAUCACCUGUAAGUUUUUUUUUACUGUACUAGUUUUUUCGGCACAUUGCAUUUCAAUCUUUCUUGAAAGUGAUGGGGUAAAAUGGUUUGAGCCAUGUUUAGAAUUCAAAACACAUGCCAUAUUACAGUGAUUGGUUUUUGAGUUUCUUCCUUGUAAACUGUUGCUUUCUGAUAUAGACUAGGCAUAUAUAUACUCUCUUCUGUAACAUAUACGGAGUAUAUAUAUUUACACACCAUUUGAUCCAUGGUAUCAUUUUC
This is a messenger RNA of Cuscuta campestris, 2825 nucleotides long. The record is from the annotation of a GenBank genome assembly. Lineage: Eukaryota; Viridiplantae; Streptophyta; Magnoliopsida; Solanales; Convolvulaceae.